AAUUUAUUCAGCCUUGGGCUAACCGUCGCCCGCGUACAACGUGCCCAUGCUCGCCAGUAACGGAAAUUUCGCGCCAAAGUUUACAUUGAGGAUUGAAAAAUGAAAUUAUGUUUUGAAGUGCAUCAAGUUUAAAAGUGUGAAAACUGCCUGUUCUAGUCAAUUGGACUGACAAAAGUGUAUCAACCGGCUAGUUGGGAGUGUUUACGUGUACUUUGUGUGUGCAAUGCAUAACAGUUAAGUUGGAGUUAAGCACUUAUUAAAAUUGUGCAACAUGGGCGCAUAAGAUUUGUUUGGAGUGUAUAAUUGAUAGAAAGUAUCCGGACUGCCAACAUGGGGACCAAUCGGCUGCUUUCACCAUUUACUUUGCUGCUGAUUUGUACAGUCGGGUGCACGGUGCGAGGUGAUGACGAGCAGCAUGACGCGCGGGAAGGUGAUGACGUCACCAUGCAGUGUCGGUUCGCCCUGGAACCGCUCGCCGGGGAGUCGCUCACCUACUACUGGGUCAGGAGUACAGCCAGUGGGCAUGACAAUGUUGCCAUCGGCAACAUACCGCUCGAAACCAAUUACCAAAUUUCAUACGCGCCGACGGAGGGUCGUUUUGAUCUGAUGGUGUCGAAUGUGUCUUACGAGAGGGACAAUGGUCGGUUCGAGUGUCGCGUGAAGGCUGGUGGGUCGGGGCGCACGCUGCACGCGCAGGGGCACGCGCUGACCGUGCUAACCAGCCCGCGCGCGCCAGUGCUCACACCGGGUUCGCACGCACAGUCCCAGGAGGGCCGGGAACUCAACCUCUCCUGCUCCAGUUCAGGUGGAUCACCCGAGCCUACCAUCAAGUGGUACCGUGAGGGUUCAACGUAUCCCUUGGACGCGACGAUUGUUCACGCUAAGACUCGGUCGGAGCCGACUGUCGCUACCCUGACUCUCAUGCCGACCAGGGAAGAUGAUGGAGCAGUCUUCCGAUGUGUGGUGUGGAACCGAGCCAUGUCGGAGGGCCAACAACUCGAUGCAUCUGUCGACCUUAGUGUCAAUUAUUUUCCUCGAGUUGAAGUUGGUCCAGAAAAUCCUUUGCGAGUUGAAAUAGAUGGUGUCGCCACUAUGGAAUGUAAAGUCGAUGCCAAGCCUAAAGUGACCUCUGUGAAAUGGACUAGGAACGGAAAGUAUAUUUCGAACUCAUUCACGCAUACUAUACAAGGAGUUACGGUGCAGGAUGCAGGAAAAUACACAUGUAGUGCUGACAAUGGCUUAGGACGACCAGGAGAGAAAGAGAUGUAUCUCGAUGUACUCUUCCCUCCCACUGUCACUGUAGUAUCCAAAACAUUUGAAGCUGAGGAAGGUGGAAAUGUCGAAAUCCGCUGCGAAGUUUCCGCAAAUCCUGAACCUACUUCUAUUGAUUGGACGAUGGAAGGGAAACCCGAUUUUCAUCAGAGUGGCAACACCCUCAGUUUGACUAGAGUGAAUGCAGACAUGGCUGGUACUUAUGUUUGUCGCGCUGUCAAUGUUAUAUCAUCCAGCAACGGGAAACGUACCGAGCGAUCAAACAGUGCCUCAGUGGCUGUGCUGGUGAGACACAAGCCUGGUCGUGCGUACAUCAGCCCUGACCGGCCAGUGGCUCAGGAGGGUGCGGGAGUCACUCUUACCUGUAGUGCUAAGCCGCCGGGUUGGCCCGCUCCACAGUACCGCUGGUUCCGGGAUAUGGAUACUAGUCCAGAUGUCAAGCCUGCUGUACUUGCAACAGGAAAUCAAUACUCUAUACCUAGUGCACACCUUGGAAGUGAAGGUGUUUACCAUUGUCAAGCUACAAACGAAUUAGGGCACGGUGAACUUGCUUCAGUUACGUUAGAGGUUCAUCAACCGCCACGUUUCCAAACUAAAUUACAAACACACAUGACGAAGCGAUCGGGAGAACAGGACUUCUCGGUCACCUGUAGUGCCCUUGGUAAACCACGUCCUAAUGUCAAAUGGUUUAAGGACAACGCUGAAAUUAAAGCCGACACGAAUUUGUACGAAGUUAAAACUGAUAUAACUGAGAGCAGAAACGCUGUUUACACAGUUCAAAGUACUCUUAAAUUUAACGGCAAAGCAAGACCGACUACUAAUGACUUAUUGCCCGACGAUCGGGGUAUUUAUUCGUGUGCUUUUGAAAACGAAGUUAAGAAAGUCGAGUCUACGAUGCAUCUUCGAAUAGAACACGAACCUAUAUCAAUUCGGCAACAGAAUAAAGUUGCUUAUGAUGUUAUGGAAAGUGCUGAAAUACUAUGUAGAGUUCAAGCCUACCCAAAGCCAGAAUUCCAAUGGUUCUACGGGUCUAACACAGCUCCACUGCAAAUGUCCUCUGACGGACACUACGAGAUAAAUACUACGACAGACAACAAUGACUCUUACCGCAGUGUGUUAAAAAUAAAAAUGGUGAAACCGCAAGAUUAUGGGGACUAUUAUUGUAAAGUGAAAAACUCACUAGGGAGCAUACGUCCUCAGAUAAGGUUACAGCCCAAAGGCGCCCCGGAGUCACCUCGAGCGUUAGAGAGUCAAAAGGUGGGGCCGACAUACGUGACUUUGAAAUGGGAAGCUGGGUUUGAUGGCGGGUUGUCGAGUACGAAAUACUUCGUGCGCUAUCGACGCGAGUCACUCCGUGGCACGGGAUCCUCGGCCAGCUCCGAGCACUGCGCCUCCGACCGAACUUCUGAAUACGACUGGAUGGAGUACGACUGUGGACGUAUCAACCCUUGCAACGUCACCAGGCUGGACCAGCAUAACACAUACUCAUUCAAGGUGAAAGCUGUAAAUACUAAGGGACAAAGCAAUUACUCGAAUGAGAUCACAGUGACAACGAAGGUGGACAAAAUCAAUCCACCAGAGCAAGUGACAUAUGAUCCCAGCACGCAGGCGAUAGCAUUCACAGUGACCCCUACUUGUUUGGCCCUAGUGGGUGUCGUCGAAGGACUCGCUAACAUGGGAGGUACCGCGGGAUGGCAGGUAGUGGAUACUGUGAACCUUCGACUGUCUGGUGCAGUGGCGACUGUACAGGAAGCUACAGUCGAACUGCCCAGUAAAACAACUCGCACGACUGCUCGACACGUCACUGACCCACCACUAGAUGACUUCAACCCUCGCAUACGACUCAAGCUUUGUUUACAAGUCAAUCAAGACGUGUGCAGUGACUACACAGAAGCUGAAAUUGGUACGUCGUACAUCAAGGAAACAUCGGCGCGCACUACAGCCGCCAUUGUUGGAAUAUUCGUUACGACAGUUGUAGUUCUCUUGUUUGUGGGACUAUUGCUACUGAUCUACCAGUGCAGGCGCAGGCCUAACAAAAAGGACAGGUCCAAAGACUAUGAAAUGGACUCAAUGAGAGCGGCUAAAGUGACACCACAGAAUCAGGCCCCGCCUCCAUAUUACCCUAGCUCCGGUAUGGAAAAUAAAGCUCUAGAACAUUCUAUGGACAUGGCGCUAUCAAUGGACGACUCCAAAACUGCUGUAUACGCGACCCAAGGCGGCUACUCGUAUCACGUACCACCACACACACAGCCUCAUCCUGGACAAACGAUGCCUAAUUCGGACUGGGUAAACAUGGGCUUCAUAGAAAAUAGCUACACGAACAGUAAUAACGGGGGUAGCGUGAACUCGCAAGACUCGCUGUGGCAGAUGAAGAUGGCAGCGGCCAAUAAUGCGGCGACGUUACCAGCGCACCAGGUGCUCGACCGACAGAGUAACUACGACUACGACCCAAUAUCUCACGCGGGCUACAGGAACAUUGAUGACUAUGCGCAUUAUUCGCACUUGCCCCACGCCAGUCAGCCUCCCGCACCCAAUGACUACGACAUGCGCGCCGCACAGAACCCCUCUCGACAGGAGUACUGCUCCGACCCAUACGCCUCAGUACACAAACCCAAGAAGCGGAUGGAUCAACACAUCGAAUCACCGUACCAUGAGGUGAGUGGUCUGCCGGAGUACGGCAUGCGCGGUGGCGCAGAGGAGGGCGGUGCUGAAGAGAAGCCGCUGCACAUGUCGCUGGGCUACGACGAGUCGCUGGAGUCAGGUUACUCGACACCCAACUCGCGCGCACGCCGCGUCAUCCGCGAGAUCAUCGUAUGAACACGGCUGUAAGAUGGCCGACGCGUGUGACGCUCGGCUGCCGACGACCGUGUUUGUGUCGCGUGGGCCCCCGAGUCUGCCCCUGACUUCCGUUUACUUGUUACCCCAUGAACUCUCAUCGUCUGCAAGUUCAAGGGCGACGGCUGCGUGAAACUCAUAAGUGAAGUUGGUGAGAUUAUCGUCAAUGUCGCGCAGCUGUUGCUCUACAAUGAUAACAAGUUAAGUGUAGCUAGUGCGUGUGAACAAAUGUUUUGUGAUAAAGUCGCGUAACAUAAUUUUAUACAGGGAAGGAAAAUGAACUAGAAAUAAGUCGGUGGUGACAGACUUAGAAACUUCGCGAGUGACGUGGGAUUAAAAGUGUUGUUAACUUGUAAAACGGAAACCAAAUUAUCUAAUUAACAGGUGAUUUAAUUUGCCUUCAGUUUGAGCAGUCACUGUCAUCUUAAUUCAACAGAAAAUGAAUGUUUAAAUUCACUGAGCUUUGUUUAUGGGCAAUAUUUGGAGAAAAACAACUAAACUUUGCCUUUUAAACCAGUUGUAAAAGAAAUAUUAUGGUUAUAUUCUAGUUUUACUCUUGCAGUAAAUCUGGAUUAACUGUUCUUGUUUCAAUAUUUUUUUAUUAUGAUUAGUUAUAAUUCAAGAGGUACUCGUAAACAAUACAAAGGUAUUUAAGAUAAGGAAGUUGCCAUAAAAUCGCUUAGUUCUUAAAUUAAAAUACCUGUCUGUCGCGAUGAACUGGUACAAAAGCGAUAGAAUGUAUUAUGUAAGCUCUUGUUAUUCUUAUAAGUAAAUUUCUUUCAUAUAAACUUCGGAACCAAGGUUUCGAUCGAUAACGAAUGAUAUGUGAUCUCCAUAGCUCAUAUUUUGUAAAUGUGGUUUAUUGUUGACUUGAUGCAAGUAUGGUGCGAGUGGUGUAAAUAAAUCAUCGAAGUGUAGAAUAGUGAUCAUUAUCGACAUUGUCAAUUGUGAUGCUAGGGUGUACGAGUAAUGUGUAACGCACGUAUGUACGUAGAGUUUACGAGCAGUGAAACGAAGAAACCUUCAUUUGACACGACCGAGGUCGUCAAACGCUUUACACCCAAUCGACGCUUUGGAUAUUCAUUUUAAUUUCCUUCGACAAACAUUUGAUUUUAUACAUCCAGCUUUGUAUCCGAAUAAAUUUAAUAACGAGAUAAGAUUUACAAAUCCAUUAAUAUCUCUCCAAGCCACAUUUUACGAGACCUCAUUUUUGAACAAGAAAUUAUGUGCAGAUUUAAAUCUCCAAGCAAUAUUCCGAGCCAAAAUAAUCUUGUCGAAGUCUCAAAUUCCUUGUUUCGCGACCUUAAGACUUGAUCUGGUAAUGAACAAAAUUUCUGUAUGAAUUGCACUGAUGGGGGAAGAUUACGACUCCCCCGGAACAUUGUUUAGUAACGACCGUAAUUACGUUUUAUUGUAUAUUAAAAUGGUGUUUGUAAAAAUUAUUAACCUUCUACGUAUCUGCCUUAAUUUCGUUGGAGUGACACUCAAGUGAUUAGUAUAAUUAUCUCAAUGUUUCAGCAUUUACACAAAUUACUCGUAAAUGUAUUGAACAAUUUGAUAACAAAAUAUCUACAUUAUUUCAGCGAUCUCACCUCGUGUCACUUGGUAAUUUCUAGUCUCAUAAACUCUAGACGUUUGACGGAAAUUGAAACAAUCAGCAUUCAUCACAAUGAUGUGUUUAUUGAAAUAUUGAAAAGUUCAGACUUUAAUAGAAUAAGAUUUAUUACGAGGAUGUUAUUGGUUUCACAAGUAAAGUAGUAAGUUAAAUAUUGAUUAUAUUAAUUGUAAAUAUACACUCGUGUUACGUCAAUGUUUAUAUUUGACUGUAUGGAUUUUCGAAAUCUUGAUAUUAUUCUUUUCUAGUAAUAAUGAGAUCUUGGAUUUUGAUGGGAGCUCAAAAUCUACUAAAUAUAAUGAUUUAGAUUUAGAGACAAAUAAAUGUAUGGGCUGUAGCCAGGGGUAUGAGCGAGUUCAUUCAGAUAGUACUUACACCAUUGUGUAUUUUCUAAGUGUAUGGGUUGUCUAGGGUGGAGGACUGAAAGCCAAAUCUCCUCUUUGCUAGCCAACCCCUUUUCACUCGCAGCCCGUGGCUAUAGCCUUCGACAAAAGACUGUCAUACUAGUAUUGGGGACAUGUCUGUGUAAUAUUUUACAUUAUGUGUUCGUGUCCUUUAAUGUAUUACCUAUUUCCUCGUAAACAUUGCAGGACGUGAAUUUAAAUUGCUCUUUAUAUAUACAAUAUUUAUACCCCCAUUAAAAUGUAAUUUGUUUUGUAUUAUUCGUCUGUCUGUAACAAGUCCUUCACAGUGUAAUAAAGUCCCUUCGUCCUUGUCUGAAACGAUACAAUUGCUAUCACUGCCUAUGCCAUUCCUGUAGUUAGGAGAAUAAAUGGUGAAAAUGAAGACAAAUAUUCUGAGGGCAUAAUACGAGUUUUGUUUUACGAUUAAAGUAAUUAAAACGAGACUGCAUUCGGCGCACUGAUUGGUCGGCUUCAAUAAACCAGCCAAUGAGAACAUCAAACGCGGUCCCGUUUCGAGCUCGUACUAAGCCCUCUGUAAUAUAGAUAGUUGUACUAAUUUUACGAAUUUACUAAAUGCAGCUGAUUAUUUAUUUAGUCGCUUAAUGCUGCUACGAUAUAUAUACAUACAUAGACAUACAUUACGUUUUCUGGGAAGUCUUAAAAUAUUUUUAUGUAAUCUGCUUAGUCAUAUGUCGCUAGGUUCUAGGACUAAGUCGGUCUAUGUGAGGUGCCUGCUUUUUAGCAGAAUCUGUCCCUGAACAUCAAAGCAGUUAAUUUUUUUAUUUUAUUUUGUAAAUUCGCUUUUUUAAGCUUGUUUUAGAUGUCUAAUGAAUGGCCCUAGAAUAUAUUUGCUAGCUAUUUGUUUAGUGCCAAUCUACUUUAUCAAUAUUAUGAAUGACUACUUAAAUAAGAAACACGAGAUUUUGAGUUUCAUUUAUUUGAAUGAUUUAUAAAAUUAUGAAUUAUGUAUAUUUUUAUUAUUCAUACAAUAAUGCAAUCUGCUGUUCAUUGAAUUAAAUCUUUCGUAAUUAGGUAAUAACAUCACUCCGAGCUUGAUCUUUAGGUUCGACUAUUAGGUUAGAACUUAGAAAUAAUAAUGUUAAGUAUUUGACACAAUUUUCGACCUAAAGUACAGUAUCAUAUGAACCAUCCAUUUUGUUGUAAUCAUACAUAAUUAUGUUCAUUUAGAUUAAAAUUACGAAAUUACCCACCUUGAUAAAAUGAAUCAUCAAUUUUUUUAUUAAACUUUUUUUUUUUAAAUAAAUUAUGUUAAAGUUGUAUAAUUUAGAUUUAUAAUUUCAUUUUUUGUAAUAGUUAUUUUCAAUUGACAUCAUGGCGGUUUUUAUAUUAUUUUAUUUAAUAAUUUGUUGUUUAAAGUCAUCGUCUGUGUACGUGUUUAAUGGUUGUUGUAAACACAGGUAUUCAUUAAGUCACUAUGACAUCUAUCACUUGUCAAUUACUUCAAUUAGUCUAUGGACCUGGAAGGUUCAAAUCUCAUUUUAUUUGGUCGGAAAAAUCGGUACUUUUAUUUUUUAAAUACCGUUAUAGAAUUUUGAUGAAAAGUAUUGCAAUGCGUGUGUUGAGCUGGGUAGCAGCAGUCGGUUUUAAAAGGGAAUUCUUUUAAUGGUCAUAGAGGCAUGCUCUCUCCGCCGCAUAUUCACGUUUGUGUAAAACGUAUUGAAUCUCAAUAAAUACACGCCGCGAAUAAUGAAGUCUUUUGACAAACGUCCACGUCCGUAAUAACAGCAAUUCAUCAAACUGAAUCGAUUUUUGAUUCGAUCACAUUUCCGUCUCAUUUCGCUUUGGGUAUUUUUUUAUAGAUAAACAAAGGCUGCUUGUUUUUAUGUGUAUUAUAAUCAUAAUUUGGAAUAGUUUUAUCGAUCUUUUGGUUAGUUAGACUGCCAUCAGUCAAGCAUUUAACUCAGCUUUUAAAAUUAAACUUACAGUUGAAUGCUCAGUAAUUAUACUUUCACAAACAUAAUUAUAAAUAUAGCUUUCAAUUUUGCCUGUUUACAAAAAUAAAUUCACAACACAGAUAAAUAUA
Molecule: messenger RNA, 8170 nt
Organism: Spodoptera litura
Lineage: Eukaryota; Metazoa; Arthropoda; Insecta; Lepidoptera; Noctuidae
Gene: ed
Product: hemicentin protein echinoid
Biological process (GO): cell-cell adhesion
Cellular component (GO): plasma membrane; cell-cell junction
Molecular function (GO): cell adhesion molecule binding
Source: RefSeq, a predicted model, not a curated record